This is a messenger RNA of Aspergillus costaricaensis CBS 115574, 364 nucleotides long. RefSeq lists its product as uncharacterized. Bases 59 to 310 code for a protein of 83 amino acids. The transcript has 2 exons. The record is from RefSeq and is a predicted model, not a curated record. Lineage: Eukaryota; Fungi; Ascomycota; Eurotiomycetes; Eurotiales; Aspergillaceae.
GUUUCUCUCAAAUCAAUCAUUCCACCAUUUUCACAUCCUUGCAACAAUCAACUCCACCAUGCCUCUCACUCCAUUGAAUGGCCUCUACCGAUCCUUCAAGGCCAGACAGACUAACAAGGCCAAAUCUGGUGGAUACGUCAAACCCACGGAGGAUCACGUCGAAGACUCCGCAUCUGUUCUCAGCGACGCAACUACCCUGGCUCAGAGCAAGACUAGGCCCCAGAAGACGGCCUUUUCCCAGCAGGGCCCGGAUAGCAUCGACUACGGUUCUACUCAAUACUCUAUGAGGGGCAUGUCCACACGCGCGUGAUAGUGUUGGCAACAAUUUUUACGAGGGAUACAACCUACUUGGUAUAGAACGGAU